CACGACACAAUGCCUAUCUGAUACCAGCGGUUCUCAGCCGGGUACUGGACAGAGAAGCAAAUUAAAAUGUGGCGAAUCAUUACAAAGGCGUCACCCCGCUGCGUGUCCUCUGGUUUAAAACCUGCACCACACAAACAGCCUGAAUUUAAAGGGAAAUUGCUUUGGAAACUCACUUGUUAACAAGAGUCUGCUGUUAACAGUUCAUCCUGAUUUGUCUGGAGCAAAGUGGUGGAGCAAUUGUCCCCAUCCUCCAAAAACUAAGCUGUCUGGUUUCCUUCAGGUUCCCCCAGCCACUCACCCGUCCCUUGUAGCCCCCGAUCAUCAGACUGGGGGAGGAAAGUCACCAUUAGAUGGCUCAGAAAACUCAGGCGCAUAAAGGCCUCAAUGUACAACAAACCAUGGCAGAGAGAAGACUUCUGCUAGAGCAUGAGAAUACCUUCAGAAAUUCAACACAAAGCUGGACAGCAGGCGCACCAGGAUGUCGUUGCUGGUGAAGUUCUUUUGCCAGGGUGGGUAGAGGAUGCAGUGAGCUGCAGUGAGGAUCCACUGAUCGCUGAUCAAACUGGCACCACACAGCAGCUCCUGUGGGGUGCGCUUGUACAGCAUCACCUGCCUGCAAACAAUACAGUCAGUACCUCUCCAGGCAGUAAUGUUAUACUGUGGUACGCAGUGGUGGAAUGCAACUAAAUACAUCUACUGUACUGGAAGUACAACUGUGAGGUACGAGGACUGAACAUCAUUUUCCUGGUGGGCGUGACGACGGAGCGCUCCAUGCCUACAGUCUCUGUCAUCAGUCCGUCAUCAAACAAUGGAUCCUCUGGAAGACCGACAGGUGCACCGAGACAGAGCGGGUCGUCUUCUAACCUGAGAGUUGGAACUGAACCCUGGGUGCUCGGGGUGUUAUCACCGGUAUCAUGUCUCUGAUUGUGUUGUCCAUCCUGUCCUGCGACCAUUGCAGCAACCUGAUGAUGUGCAACAAAUGGGCCCCAAACUAUUGGUGGGCAGCCAUGGUCUGGAGGGGCUGGGGACCAGCUGCUCGUUGAUAUGGACGGAGAAAUUGUUCAGGUUCUGAUCAUUGCUGCCCUGCAUUUCAUCUGUCAGCUGGGUCCUAUCAGAUGCCCAGUGGCUCACCACAGAGUUUCACAUCCUCUACAUGGUCAUCACCAUGGCGGUGUGUUGCCUUCUCUACUGGAUGUCGUAUGGCGUCAUUGUCAUGAUGGCCACCUUCUGUCAGCCACGUCUCUUCAGCCCCUUCGCCAGCAUUGUUCUGUUGAUCCUCGCCAAAAGUAGUACCGUCAUUUGACUCUGUGAUCUACUUCCUCAUGAAGGAACAGCAUGUGUACUGUGUUGCUGCCUACAUCUGUGGCUUGUCAUCAGCUGGACGUUCAUCAUGUGAUCAGCAGAUUCUCGGUUACGCUUGGGUGUUUCACCACUCCAGCUGAAGACACACGUGUCAUGGAGCGUAAACUGGAUCUUUCCCGUCUGACCGAUGAAGAAGCCAAACAUGUGUGGGAGGUGAUUCAGAGAGAUUUUAACCUACGAAAAAAAGAAGAGGAGAGACUCGGGGACCUGAAGACUAAGAUCGAGAAGGAGGACAUGAAGUGGGAGCUGCUGGGCUCUCAGAGUAAACUGGUCAACUGGCUGUGUAUCCGCUGCCUGCAGCCCUUCAAGUUCCUGCUCAACAGCAAACACCAGUGUCUGGACUGUCACCUGUACACCUGCAAGUCCUGUAGUCGCUACAACAACAAGGAGCAUGGCUGGGUGUGUGACAACUGCCGCAUGACCAGAGUUUUGAAGAUGGGGACUCUGGGUUGGUACCACGAUCAUUUCAGAAACCGGUUCAAACAUUUCGGCAGCGCCAAAGUGAUGAGGUUACUAUAUAAGAGGCUGAAUGGAGAGGGAGGUCGAGAAGACGACACUCAGAGCAUGCCAGACAUCCACAGCCACAUGUAUAACUGUAAAGAGGAUGACCGCAGCGAGGCCGAGGCUCAGCGCUACAAAGUGAUGCGGAAGCGCAAACGUCUGCUGUCGGUUCAUCCUAUGGACUUUGACACAGAGGAAUAUCUGCCUCAUUCACGACGACCCUCUGUGCAGCAGAUGCAGGAAGAUAGGUGUUACAGGAGCAAUGUGGACUACGACAUGUACAACCACCGAAUGAACCGCAGGAAGAGUCUGGACCGGUACGCCAUGAGAGCUGAUGACUAUGGGGACAGCAAGAUGGUUCGGACUCGCUCUCUAUCUAAGACCAGCCCCUCGGUAGCUCGGCAGCUGUAUGUCGACACCUCAGAGGAGGACGAGUACCAGAGGUACCCCCCCAUGUACCAACAACCCCCCCACUGCCGCAGAAACAGCAGAGCCUCCUCCCAGGAGAAUCUGGGUCAAGCCCCUCCUAUCAGCGAGCUGAACAAACGCAUGUGUGUCAUUGAGAGUUUGCUGAGCUGCCUGGAGGAGAAGAUGGCCCCCACUGGCCAGAAUCAGGCCGGUCAGAACGAGGAAGAAAAGCUGAGGAGGAAGCUGAGUGAGCUGGCAGGAAACUUGAGUGACAAAGGCCUAUCAUCGGACGACGAUGAUAGGAAGAAGCCCUUCUCUCUGGGUAAAGGUUUGGCCGCUGUUAGGGGCGGCCCGGCACUCACUCUGGACUCUCUGAAGGACAAAGAUCUGAGCUCGUCCAGCAAUGAGAUGCCCACUGAGGCUCAGAAGAGAUCGACUGCUGCUGCCCUCUGUGACCUCACCACUGAGGUCCUGAGAACCAUUAAUGCCACAGAAAACGCAAUGGUGAAGUACGGCUUCUCAGAGCCGAUCGACAGGUCCCACUUAGUAGGGACUGACAUAAAGCAAGCAGAUGCUUUCAAGAAACUUGAGGAAAAUGUGUACAUCACGGCCAGUCAGUCGUUCGAGCUAGAGACGAAGCUUUGGAAACUCGAACAGAGUGCCAAGAAUCCGUUUGGAGGGACAGCAGACUCUGAGCUGUCGGAGCUGGAGGAUGUGGUGGCUCUGACGGCUGCCAGAGUCCAGAGCACCGAGAGCGAGGUGUCCGAUAUUGAGAGUAAGAUUGCUGCUCUGAGCACUGUAGGAUCCAGGAAGAAGGUUUCUGGAUCUCAUCAGAGAAAAAAGUCACAAGACCUCCCGAAAAGCACCAGUGGAGCUCAGUGGAAAUCACACAACAUGCACUGAAGCUGGAACCUCCACAUGCCAAACCAGCUUCUCUUUUCUCUUCUUCUCUGCUCCGUCCACAAAACCAAUCUCGUUCUUCAAAAAGCUUGAGAUAAAGUUUUUAGCUGUAAAUGCUGUAGAGCAACAUCGACUUGUUUCUCCUGCAGACACCUUCUCUCUUUAUAAAACUGAACCAGUGCUGAGGAAAUAGAAAUAAAACAACAGCAGCAGCUUUUAAAUCUUCUUAUCAAACAUUAAUGCUAGACUCGUGUUCGACUGGCCACCAGUCCAGGGUGAGCUUAUAUAGAUUAUCCUGUAGAGGGUCAAGGGGGGCUGGGGCAUCAUUUUAAAUUUCAUUUGGACUCAUUGAACUAAAAUCUGCUGCUGCGACCUGUUAGAAAAGCAUGUGUGCGCACACUUUUCUCCAGUCAGUGAAACAAACCAAACUCUAUUUCCAGUUUAUUUAUUUGUUUAAAAAAAAUUUCUAGGUCAUCUUACUGCCAUUCUCUGGAGCUUUCAACCACUUCUCACAGAAGAGUCAGGAAGUCAAAUCAAACAUUACCAUCAAUGUCAGUAGAAACACAUUUUCCUCAUGUUGCUACUAUUUGCUAAAUAAAUAUAUCAGUUCAUUGUCAGCUGAUUGUGGGCAGAGGAGCCUAUUUAUCAGUAUUAGUAAUAAUCUGUGAUGUUUGAGAAUAUUAUUUAGAAGGAAAAUGUAGUUGGAAGAAAAUACUGAUGAAACAUGUUUUGUGUUGACCCCUAUAGUAUUUGGCUUUCUGAUCAAUAAACUAAA
Messenger RNA from Monopterus albus (swamp eel), 3946 nucleotides. It is a transcript of the gene mlpha, whose product is annotated as melanophilin a. Gene Ontology annotation, cellular component: cortical actin cytoskeleton. The record is from RefSeq and is a predicted model, not a curated record. Gene Ontology annotation, biological process: intracellular protein transport. Bases 1336 to 3174 code for a protein of 612 amino acids. The transcript has 25 exons. Gene Ontology annotation, molecular function: myosin binding; actin binding; small GTPase binding. NCBI's taxonomy places the organism in Eukaryota, Metazoa, Chordata, Actinopteri, Synbranchiformes, Synbranchidae.